AUGAGUGUCGUGGUGCUCAAUCGCAACUUUGGACGCCGAGAGACCCACGAGCUGCGACUGGUCCGCAACGUCUGGCCGAUCAUCAACCUGUGCAACACGCUGACCCACAUCAUCGACGAAAGCUCGCCCCUCUUCCACUUGUCGACCGACGAGCUGCUGUCGGGGGACCAUUUCUUCGUGGUGCUCUUCACGGGGCUGGACAACAUCAUCAGCGAGACCAUGGUCGCCCGGAAGGCCUACCACGCGUGCGAUAUCCUGGUGGACCACCACUUCGAGGACAACAUCACGCUCACGGCGGACGGCCUGUACAUCGACCUGGACGCCAUCAACGCCACGUACUUCGACCCCGACGUCGCCUCAGAGGAGCAGCCAGCAGAUUCGGCAGACAAGCGCGACGUGUACGUCACCGGCUUCGGCAAGUUCGGCGACAUCCUGGAGAACCCCACGACGUUCCUGGCCAAGAAGCUGGAGGAGCACCCCAAAGUGACCGAGUCCCACGUGCUCGAGGAGCGCGGGCGACCGUGCAUCUUCCUGCACUUUGGAAUCAUCCACGAGGGCGAGCCGGACGAGAUCACCACAAAAGUGCCGGUUGAAGAGAUGCUGCCGACGUUGAAGGCCGUGCACCCGAGGAUUGCACUGUCGACCGACCCGGGCCGGUACAUCUGCAACUACGUGUACUACCGCUCGCUUGUGUGGACCAAGCGCCAACAAGCCAAGGGACACCCCGAGCACCUCGCGCUGUUCGUCCACGUGCCCGAGUACCGGAACGUCGUGUUCGAGGACCAGGUCGCGCUGGCCUCCAAGAUCGUCGACCUCGUGGCCGACCUGUAG
Molecule: messenger RNA, 831 nt
Organism: Phytophthora sojae
Lineage: Eukaryota; Oomycota; Peronosporomycetes; Peronosporales; Peronosporaceae
Exons: 6
Coding region: 1-831 (276 amino acids)
Biological process (GO): proteolysis
Source: RefSeq, a predicted model, not a curated record